CGAAUAAAAAAAAUUGAAAAUCUGAUAGAUCUUAUCCGACCCAUACCGGUAUUCAGUUUGGCCCAUGAGUACCUCCUUCAGGCUCCAACCACAGGCAUGUAAAAUAGUAUAAAGCUAGAUCUGGACGCGCUCAAAGCCAAAAACUAUACUGUAUCUGUAAAUCUGCAAUAGCACUUGUGAAGGAGUUGAUCAUUCCUUGUAGGCGAUGUCAACAAAAAUAGAGCUCAAACUCUCCCGACCCAACCGCAUCUAUCUCCCCUAUGAGCCUCUUGAAGGCAAAAUCGUGGUGAAGUCUGCUUCCUCUAUUUCUCACUCUGGAAUUCGCAUGGCCUUUAACGGAUCAGUCAAUCUCCAGGUUCGAGGAGGGUCUGCAGGAGUCAUCGAGUCCUUUUAUGGUGUUGUCAAGCCGAUUCCCAUCCUGAGUAAGAUCCUUGAGAUUAAACCAUCUGGAAAGAUUGUUUCAGGUACAACAGAGAUACCGUUCUCUAUAACUUUGAGGAAUCCUAAAGAAGACAAUUUGGAAAGAUUUUAUGAAACCUUCCAUGGAACAAAUAUUAGCAUCCAGUAUUUGGCAACUAUAGAUAUACUGAGAGGAUACCUGCAUAAAUCGUUAUCUGCCACAUUGGAAUUCAUAGUAGAGAGUGACAAAGCUGACCUUCAUGAUCAACCAAUUUCUCCUGAGAUGGUUAUCUUUUACAUUACACAGGACACUCAAAGACAUCCUAUACUUCCUGAACUGAAAUCAGGUGGCUUUCGCAUCACAGGAAGAAUAUCCACACAAUGUUCGAUGCUUGAACCUCUCAGUGGAGAAUUAACAGUGGAAGCAUCUACACUUCCCAUUUGUUCCGUUGACAUUCACUUACUUCGUGUAGAGUCAAUUCUUCUUGGUGAAAAAAUCAUCACUGAAACCUCUUUGAUACAGACUACACAGAUAGCAGAUGGAGAUGUCUGUCGUAAUAUGACUCUGCCAAUAUAUGUUGUACUCCCUCGUCUUUUUACUUGUCCAACUGUCUUAGCUGGUCCAUUCUCCAUUGAAUUCAAAGUUGCUGUAGUCAUCAGCUUUCAGUCUGAGUUGUCCAGAUUACAUCCAAAAUCUGAUCCAAUAACUCCAAGACUAUGGACAGCAAUGGAAACUCUCCCACUUGAACUUGUUCGAACAAGGAUUUGAUCAUCCUAUGCUCGUAGGAUACCAAUUUCUUAUAGAAUGAAUCAGAUAGCUAGGUGAAGGUUCUAGAGAAGGUGCUGAUAUUGAUACAAGCUUCUUCCUACCUCUUGACUCUCUUGACUAGGAAAGCUGAAAGAAGUCAAUGAUUCAUUUUUAAUCAUUUGGCUUGUUCACUUCAUUCAUGUAAGUUGUAGGAUUCCAUCUAGAUGUGAGGCUAGGAGUAUAGUUGCUAGUGGUGUGACGAAAGUGUAACAUAUAAUCCUCCAUCGUUCUCAUUCCCAGGUUUUCUGGCAGCUAAAGACGGUUAAAAACCUAUCAAAUUCGGUUCAAAGGCCUGAAAGAUACUCUAAAUAGUAAAUAUUGUGAUUAUAAUAAGAUGACAUUGGAAUUACAUUAACGAUCAGACAUGGUGUAAACAAUUAAUAACAACUUUUAUAACAUCUUGAUUAAGCUGGUUUGCCCUGUAGAUAUAUCGAAUGUUGCAUGUUUUACAUUAUAAACCAAUUUAUAUUUUGAUAUCCACAACAGAUUUUAAGUAUAAAUUAGACUCAGUAUAUGGAAUUAGUGUCACAAAAUAGAUGUCUGAAUAAUAUUUUAAUUUAUAAAAAUAUUGACGAUGGAGACGCCUUGCAUCUCCAUCUCAUUAUUAACUUCUUGCAUUAAUUGCAUCUCUGAACACAAGUCCAAGACCCUAUUUCUCAACGAUGAGCCAAAGAUCCUAUAUACUUUUAACACCUUUCCAUGUUCCAGACACCACAGCAGCCUCUUCUAACCCUCCAUCGCAGCUCAUAAUCUCCUCCACUCCAAAGAUCUUUCUUACAUUCUUGUAGUAAGUGGCUCAGAAUAAUCUCCCUCAUCUGCCUGAAGAUAACCUUAUUAUCAAUAUGGAUGAGUAAGGAUUUCUAUAAUGGAC
Molecule: messenger RNA, 2078 nt
Organism: Durio zibethinus
Lineage: Eukaryota; Viridiplantae; Streptophyta; Magnoliopsida; Malvales; Malvaceae
Product: Vacuolar protein sorting-associated protein 26
Biological process (GO): intracellular protein transport
Source: RefSeq, a predicted model, not a curated record